Pseudogymnoascus verrucosus is the source of this 1387-nucleotide messenger RNA. RefSeq lists its product as uncharacterized. The transcript has 4 exons. The record is from RefSeq and is a predicted model, not a curated record. The coding region runs from base 96 to 968 and encodes 290 amino acids. Lineage: Eukaryota; Fungi; Ascomycota; Leotiomycetes; Thelebolales; Thelebolaceae.
CUUCACCUCACAACUCGCAAAUACCUAAACACACAGCUCUUCUCAAUCUUCAUACACACACACACUCAAUCUCUUCACUCUCAACAAUCAUCAACAUGAAGUACUCCAUUGUCUUUGUCGGUGCUCUCGCCGCCCUCGCGUCUGCACAGUCCGUGUCCGAUCUCACUGCUUGUGGUCAACAAUGCGUGAAGAGCAUGCUCGCCCAGGCCGCCACCCUUGGCUGCUCUAACACUGAUGCCGCCUGCCUCUGCAACAAGAGCGACUUCGCCUACGGUAUCCGUGACUGCGCCAAUGAGGCCUGCGGCUCUGACGCCCCUAAGAUCAUCGCCUACGGCACCGCCUUCUGCAAGGGCCAGAACGGCGGCUCUGACAGCGGUGCUUCCACCUCGGGCUCGGGCUCCGGCGCCGGAGCCGGUGCUGGCUCUGCCACCGGAACUGCCGCCUCUUCUUCCGCAUCCGCCACUGACGGUGCUGGUGGUGCCGGCGGCGCUGUUGGAGGUGGCGCAGGUGCCAGCGGCUCCGGUGCUGAGGGCGGCCCAGUCCCAAUCACCACCUCGGCUGUUGUCUCCGACUCCAAGACUGUCGGCUCCACCACCAUCUACUCCUCUGACGCCAGCGCGACCCCGGUCUCCACCGUCACCUCUGACGGAAAGGCCGUCACCACCCUCUUCGGCGCCGCCGGAGGUGCCAACGGUGGUUCCGGCAGCGGAGCUGGUGGCGAUGUGAGCACUGUCACCAGCGGCUCCUCCACCUUUGUUACCACUGUCUCCUCUGGAUCUGGAUCCGCCUCCACCGGUGGUUCUGACUCCGGCAACGGCGGUGCUGCUGGUGGUGCUGGCUCCAGCUCCUCCACCGGCGGCUCCGGCUCCGGCUCUGGAACCUCCACCUCCUCUGCUGGAGGUGCCAGACAGACUGCCGCUGCUGCCGGUGUCAUGGCCGUUGCUGGUCUUGCCGCCUUCGUGUUGUAAGCAUCCACUUACCUCACCUAAUCUUGUAUGAAUGGAGUAGAGACGGGGGAGUAAUAUAUGUGGGGUUGCGGGUGGUGGUGUGCGAUACCCUUCUAGCCUACGAGGUGGCGGUCGUUGAAAAAUACAUACAUACAUCUUCUCGACAUUCUUUACCGGGUCGGAGCAGGGUGCUGCGAGCGACGAGUGCCUGUGAGGAUAGGUGAAUGCCGUCCAUGAUCACUGACGGAGCGCCCAAAGGAUCGUAUGCCCUAUCACGUCUGUAUGAGGGGUUAAUAAGUAAUGAGGCGAUCGAUUGCGGAAGAAAAUGGUCUUUGCGUAGAUGCAUCAUGGCUCCGGGGGGAGAAUUAAUAAGGCGGAUUGUGUUUAUGAACGGGACGAAGAUUCCGAGAUACAGUAUACAAAGAAAUGGAUUACUGGAC